Cylas formicarius (sweet potato weevil) is the source of this 1374-nucleotide messenger RNA. RefSeq lists its product as uncharacterized. The record is from RefSeq and is a predicted model, not a curated record. The transcript has 3 exons. Gene Ontology annotation, molecular function: protein binding. Bases 97 to 1374 code for a protein of 425 amino acids. Lineage: Eukaryota; Metazoa; Arthropoda; Insecta; Coleoptera; Brentidae.
GAAGAAUGAACUUUCACAGUUAUCUAUGAGUUAACCGAAAUCAUUGUCACGAAUGUAAACAAUAAGCAGCUUUCGUUUUUUAAAAUUGUUUCAGAAAUGGAAGAAAUAAAACCAGCUGUACCAAACCAACCAGAUUUUAAAGAGCUAACGCCGCAAGAAUUUCAGCAAAUGCUUAAUUCUUGGUUUGAAGAAAAGGGCAUAAAAACUGAUUUAAAAUCUUAUUUGAAAUAUAAACUUAUAAAUAUCCUAAAAACUACCAUGAUCGGUAAACGUUUAAAAAGCGGACCUAAAACUAACAGUUUAGCGCACCAAGCCUUACAUCUAAUAAUUGCUGAGUACUUGUUUCAAAAUCAAUGCCAUUAUUCUUUGUCAUUAUUUAGCAGUGAGGUUAAUUUAACCAAGAUUUUACCUGAAAUUAGUUUGUUUUUUGACACUAAUAGUAUUGCGACGCGGGGAAGGCUUGAUAAGCAUAACUUGGUCAACAUUUUGGAAUUAUUAGGUAUAUCUAAAGAUAGCGAAUGUGGGCAAUGUGUGGUGAACUUAUAUUUUGGCCCAGACUCAAACAAAUCUAUAUUAGUAUGCUUAAUAGAUAGCAUCCAAGGAGAAGGACCCAGAAUCUUAAAUUACAUUGAUGAGAAUUUAGAUGACUAUAUGCAAAAAAUUGCUCAAAUCUUACUGACAGCCAAUUUAUCAAAACAAAUGUAUAACAGAUUAUUAUUGCAGAUUAAAUGUUGUCAUGAAUUGAGGGACAAAGAAUACAAAAAUGAGUGUUUGAAGCUUAUACAUAAAUGCAAAAGGGAGCUCAACAAAAGACAAAAGAAAAUACAGAAUUGCAAUAAAAACAGAGAAGCCUUAGAAAAAGAACUCUUAGUGUCCCAGCAAAAGCAACAAAAACUUAAUCAGCAACUGAAUAACCAAUUGAAAGAACAAGAAGUUUCUAGACAAUUUGUAAAACAGAAAAUUUCAUCCAACAUUUGUACUUUAAACCACUGCUCAGAAAGAUGUGUAUAUUUAAAUGACUGUAUUAAAUUUUAUCAAAAUGAAAAUCAAAUGCUUAAAAUUGAAAACAAGAAACAGAAACAAGAAAUUCAAAGACUAAUUUUGAGUUAUAAUCAGUUAAAACUUGAACUGAGCAGUUGUCAAAGUAAAAUUAGCAUAUUAACUGCAGGAUUGGAUGAGAAUCAAGAUAGAAAUCUGAGACUCCCAGAAGUGGGAUUGAGAACCUAUAAUAAUAAUGGUGAAACUGACAGCAACUAUUCAGAUAGUUUAUCAGAGGAUAUUUUGCAAGAAGCAAGAAGAAAAAUAAAAGAAUUGGAACAGGAAAGUGAGCAAGUAGAUAUGAAGUGUAAAAGUUUUAUGAACAUAAUAAAAUGA